This is a messenger RNA of Aspergillus aculeatinus CBS 121060, 589 nucleotides long. RefSeq lists its product as uncharacterized. NCBI's taxonomy places the organism in Eukaryota, Fungi, Ascomycota, Eurotiomycetes, Eurotiales, Aspergillaceae. Bases 92 to 391 code for a protein of 99 amino acids. The record is from RefSeq and is a predicted model, not a curated record. The transcript has 2 exons.
UGGAUUGUUUCUUGCUUCAAGCUGACUCCCAUAUAUCUGGGCAUUGCUGUUACUCUGGCGAGGUAGGUGAUCAAAUCAGACUGUGCAGUUCAUGGAUAAGAUGGUAAGAGUCGAAGGAAAUAAUAUGAGUACAAAAAGCGACGCACGGUCAACAUCAAUGGAAGUAGACAUUGACAUUAAUCUUGAUUGGGAUAUCAGUCAGCAACCCUCCGCAAUCAGGCGUGAGGAGUCUCGGGAUGACGACAGAGGAUCCCGUCAUCGGCUGUUUUAUAUGCUUGAGUCCCGCUCUCUCUUCUUCCACCCAGCACUGAUCGUCGUCGUCGUCGCUGCAAUAACAAUUGUUCUACGAAUCCUUUCCCACCGUCUAGCCCACCUCCCCGACAGUCUGUAAUCUUUCUCAGUCCCUUCGAUAGCUCACUGAGUACUCAGUGCAAUAAUCAUUCUCAUCUCGUUCUUAACAAGUGCCACUGAACUGUCAGCGGGUACUCUCUGAUUGGUGUGAAUAUCAUCAAAAUUCCAUCUCCUAAUCCUUAAGCACCUCGAUAAUCCCAAUCCCCAGUCGCUUCGACCCUAACGGUGACUAAAAUAA